AUGACGGAGAAGGACGAGUCACGACCUGAGCCGGUCGUCGACCAUGGCUCGCUUAACGGCGAUGCCUUUGAUAAAUCUGCCCUUGGAAAUGUUACCGAAGUCCAGGGCAAUACGCAUUUCCAUGAGACAGUCACUGCGGCGCCGCUGGAUCCAUGGUCAAAGACGAGCAUUCAGCUGUAUUUGAUCCUCAUGGUGGCAGCAUUUAACGCGACGGCAUCUGGUUUCGACUCUGCCAUCUUUGGCUCUAUCAAUGCUAUGACACAGUAUCAGAACUACUUCCACCACACAGAGCUUGGUUCAUCCACCGGCAUCAUCUUUAUGAUUUACACUAUCGGUAACAUGAUCGGCUCUCUCUUCACUGGCCCUAUUUGCGACCACUUCGGACGUCGUGCUGGUAUGAUGACUGGUGCUGUCUUCAUCAUGGUCGGUGCCAUCGUACAAACCGCUUCUAAGACGGACGCCUACCUUUUGGGAGGUCGUUUUGUCCUUGGAUUCGGUGUCUCUAUUGGAACCUCGUCUGCUCCCACUUAUGCCCUCGAGUUGGCUCCUCCUCAGUGGCGAGCCCGUGUCGUUGGCUACUACAAUACCUUCUUCUACACUGGUUCCAUUCUCGCUACCGGAGUUACAUAUGCCUCUGCCAAGAAUAACAGCACCCUCGCCUUCCGCCUUCCCAUGGCCCUCCAAAUCAUCCCCCCUUUCGUCAUCUUCAUCGGCUCAAUCUUUAUCCCCGAAUCCCCUCGAUGGCUCACUAUGUGGGGUAAGAAAGAAAAAGCUGCUGAAAUUCUGGCCAAGUAUCACGGCGGUGGCGAUACUAACCACCCGAUGGUCCGACUUGAGUUGCAGGAAUUUGAGGCCUCAAUUGAACUACAAAAGUCUUCUAAUGUGUGGAACUACUGGGCUCUAAUCAAAGACCACAACUCUCGUUGGCGAUUCACCAUGAUGGCCUUCAUGUCCUUCUUCGCUCAGCUUUCAGGAAACUCGGUUUUGACGUACUAUCUUCCUUCCAUGUAUAAGCUUCUGGGUAUCAUUUCUGUUGAUCGCAGACUGCUGCUUACUUUUGCCAACUCCAUCGUCUCUGCCACUGGUGCCGUUGCUGGCUCUGCUACCAAUGAUAAGAUUGGUCGCCGUACCAAGCUCUGGGUCGGCAGUCUUGUCCUUGCUGGGCUAUUCGCCGCAGUCACUGGAUUCUCUAGCAAAUUCGAGCAUGGCUCUGCGGGUGUCAGCAAGGCUUAUUCGAAUGCUGGUGUUGCUAUGAUUUUCCUUUUCGGUUGCGCCUAUUCAUUUGUUUAUACUCCUCUAACCGCUACGUAUUGUGCGGAAGUUCUGGCCACCCCUACUCGUGCCAAGGGUAUGGGAGUUCAUGUAAUUUUCUCAAACUCCGCAAAUCUUUACAACACCUAUGUUACUGCUAUCGCUCUCGAUUCUAUUGACUGGCGUUACUAUCUCAUCUUUGUUGGCCUCAAUCUCGUUUAUGCCUUCUGCUGGUUCUUCUUUGGCGUUGAAACUCGUGGCCGUACUUUGGAAGAGCUGGAUGAAGUCUUCAACGCUAAGUGGCCGCCACGCGCUGCUUUGAAGAAGCAGGUCAUGGUCAGGCAGCAGGACGGCCACCUCGCAGGCCUCCAUGACGAUGAGCUUGUUCGAGAAGUUUGA
Messenger RNA from Trichoderma asperellum CBS 433.97, 1650 nucleotides. RefSeq lists its product as uncharacterized. Gene Ontology annotation, cellular component: membrane. The record is from RefSeq and is a predicted model, not a curated record. Gene Ontology annotation, molecular function: carbohydrate:proton symporter activity. Lineage: Eukaryota; Fungi; Ascomycota; Sordariomycetes; Hypocreales; Hypocreaceae. Gene Ontology annotation, biological process: transmembrane transport; carbohydrate transport.